Messenger RNA from Anopheles cruzii, 5410 nucleotides. RefSeq lists its product as uncharacterized. The record is from RefSeq and is a predicted model, not a curated record. NCBI's taxonomy places the organism in Eukaryota, Metazoa, Arthropoda, Insecta, Diptera, Culicidae. Gene Ontology annotation, biological process: germ-line stem cell division; transposable element silencing. The coding region runs from base 1 to 5214 and encodes 1737 amino acids. The transcript has 13 exons.
AUGCAGAUUCCGAUUGUAAUAACGUACUACAAGAACCCGCACAGGUUCUGGUACAAGCAGUUCGGUGGGGGACCCCAGCGGCGGGACAACCGGCAAUUUCAGGCGGACUUGGACGAUUACUGUGCGAACCACUACGCUGCGCUGGUAGCAAAAACUAACCCGUGCUAUGAACCCGUACUCGGAGAGAUCGUAGCGGCCCUGGACCCGAUCCAGGACAAAUGGUUCCGGUGCCGUGUAGAUGGUAUCGGUAGCGACAACGGUAGCGCCGUGCCACAGAUGCGGCUGUGGGCAAUCGAUGAAGGCAUGCCGAAAGAGCUGAAUGCCGAGUAUUUGAUGUCUCUGCCGGAGAAGUUUUCCUCAAAACAUGCCACUAUCGCGCGGUGUGGUGGCGUGAAGAACAUUCUGCCGGCCGCACACGUGUUCGAUGCACAUGAAGAUCAACUGUGCAAGAGGACGUCCCCAAAGUGGGAUAAGUAUGUGGUUGGUGUCUUUAAGACAUUUCUUGAAGGCGCACAUCAAAUAUUCUUGGAUAACAUCGUAACUUACACGGUCGGCCGGGAGGAAGUGAGCUUUGGAGAACUGUCUGUUGUCACUCCGAAGCGAUCGACCAUGAGCGCGGAUCGCGUUCUGCUGGAGAUCGGAUUGGCACUUCAGGCGGACCCAAAAUCGUUUAUGAUAUAUAUGUCUGAUCACCAGGGAUCCGACAGUAGCUACUGUUCGUCGGAGGUCAACGAAUCGAUAGUACAACCGAGCGCUUCAUCGAAUAUGAUCAAAAAAGAGUCGUUGGGAAAACCAAUGAAUACUAGUGUGAAUGAAGUGAAUGAAAACGAUUUUGAUGAAUCAGCCAUACACUAUCAGGAUAAUAAGAAACAGAAGACCGUGCAACGUUACCGCAAAGAAACCCAAUCCGUACAAGAAGUUAACAAGGCUUCUCGAAACACACAGUCAGCCGCGAAAGGUUGCACGAAUGAUGGACCCCCCGUGAACUUCGAUCCUCCACUUCAUUCCGAUGACAAUGUAAAGCUGAGUGAACAACAAUUGAGCUUUAUCAACACAUUUGCGUCCGGCAAUGCCAGCACGGUUGGUCAAAACGGCUUACAAAUUGGUACAAGGAUCGACACUGGACCGGUUCCUGAAAAAGUUACUGUCUCCGAAGGAAGGCCACCGACUAGAAUAAUGAUGAUGGCAAAAAAGAAAAAGUCGUUGCAACCCAACGAUAGCAACGAUAAGCCGCAGACGAUCAAUUCUGCAGCGACUAAACCUCAGCAAACGCAACCGAAUCUAAAUGUUCCACCGCCUAAAAUAAUGCAAACGAAGGAACCCGACUCGGCACAAAAUAAGCCAAAGGGCAAUCAAAAGGCUGCAGCAACACCACCAGUGCAACAAACGGUUCCAAAAACACAUGACCAGCCCGUCGUCAAAGUGCCCGUCACCAAACCCAAUAAACCGUUUAAGAAAGUUGUCGAUGAAGAACAAUGCAUUCUGUCCCGUUUACAGUACAACCGUGUGCUGGUGCACCCUAAAUCCUCCAUGAAACCGAUCGAAGUGAUUGAAAAUGCAACGUUUAGCUCAGACGUCCACCGGCAGCUAGAAUCGAUGCGAUUCAGCACGCUGCACCGAAUGCAGACUUACGCUUGGCCCAACAUCAUGCGCGACAAUUCUUUGGUGUGUGUUAACGGGUACAGGACGGGCAAAACGUUCGCCUACAUGCCGGCGGUCUGUUCGAAAGUGAAGGAAUUGAUCGAAGAGAAGCUCUCUCCGGCCGGUGCAGGACCAGUCGGCAUCAUCAUCUGCCAUUCAUCGCGCGAAGUGCAACGGGUAGCGUACUUUUGCCGCACCAUGCUCAAUACGGAAAAGAACCAUCAUUUGGACGUCCACGAGUGCUAUAGUAAGCGCAAUGUGGUCAAAACUGGGCUGUUGUUGCUGAACUCCUGUGCUUUGCUUGUAACGACGGCUCCGUGCUACCGAUUGCUAUACGAUAGCAUGACGGAAGCCUUUUCCCGCGAACGCAUUCAGGUGGUAGUGAUCGACGAUCUGGAGGAAAUACUUCAACACUCGAGCUCCGAGUUUGUGUGGUUGUGGAAAAAAACCAGAAAACCCACCCUACAGAUGAUUGUAACGUCUUGCCUGUGGCAUCCGAUACUGGGCGACUUUGUGAAGCGCUACCAAAAUAUGGUCGUCUGCAUCGGGGCGUACAUCGAGGCGGCGGUUUACGCGGGCGCCCAGUUCCGGCUGCUCUACCAGCACCACGAUCAGAAGCGAGUCGAAUUGAUUCGAUAUCUUAAGCAGUACGACUACCGCAGAGAGCGGACGAUCGUGAUCGGUAACGAUGAUGGCGAUCUCGAUGAGAUUGUAGAAGCCGCUCGGCAGAGUUCGAUCAAUCCCCUUGUGUGCAACGAGCACACAACGGCCAGCAAGCUGGGCGGCUUUACGUCAUGGGAUAGUGAUCUUCCCGGGCGUAUGGUUGUGCUGAUCACUACUGAUUCAUUGUUGGGCGACUUGAAAGUGUCCAAUGCGCAGCACAUCAUCCACUACUCGCUGCCAGAAUCGUGGUCCACCUUCACACGCCGUUUCGCUACUGCGUUCGGUUACUACGAUACAUACCAAGAAGAAGCCGCUAACCAAGCAGCGAACACUCGCCCCACGACGCUUGUUCUACUGGAUGAAAAUAAUAGUAAGCAGCUACCGAAGUUGGUCGAGUUUUUGGAGCUUCACAAAAUACCGAUCCCCACGGAGAUUUCUGAGCUAGUGCAGAAAAUUCGCAGCUUACGCGAACAAGAGAAGGCAGCCGACGGAACGGCACGGUAUGCACUCUGUCAGCAGGUACUGCAGUUUGGCAGGUGUCGUACAACCCGAGAAUGCUCGAACCGGCACACCUUCACGAUCGACGAUCUUGCCGGCAAAGAGCUGCCUGCGGUCGGUUCGAUGGUGAAGUUGAAAAUAGUGAACAUUUUCUCGCCGGCACACUACAGCGCACGGCUUGAGGCUCAACGCAAUCCGACGGAGGACGACUGGCGUGUGGUAAAUGAUUCAAACGUCUUCCGAGGACACGAAAUUGCGAUGCAGUUGUACUACGCGAACGAAGAUCGCCACGAAACCCACGGCGCGGUAGUGAUUCACGAUCUGUGUGCCGUUUUCUACGACCACAACUACUGGCGCUGUAAGAUUUGCUCCUUCCAGCCAGGCGACGGUCCAUCCGCUGUGGGUUUGGUGCAGCUGCAGAUGAUCGAUACCGGGCGCAUUAUCAAAAGGAAACCGUCCGUUCUGCUGCACCUACCCGGAGAGUUUCGGAAGAUGCCAGGACAAGCGAUCGACAUACAGAUUGCCGGUCUAACACCACACGACGGUGAACAAGAUUGGGACAAAAAUGCCACGUUAACAGUGCAGAACUGGAUUAACGAUUAUACACACCGCGAAACGUUCCACGUUGAGGGCAGAGUGUUGUUGACGCUCAAGGGAAUCAUUUGGGUGGAUGAACUGCGGCUGGUUCAGCAGCUCGGGUGUUUAAAGACGGCAGUAACGGAGAUCAAAUUUAAGGCCAGCAUCAUUUCCAAACAGUUCGGAGUUGGUGACGAUGAACCGUUCCAGAAACUGCGCACUCUGGUCAGGUCCCUAGAGGUCCAACGCGAAAACUCGGCAGUUGACACUGAUGAGCGCUCUUCAUCCACCGACGACGAGGAUCGGCAUGUUGUGGAGGUCGCCGGGGAGCUAACGAAUCGCACAAUGAUGCCACAGGAGCAGCACGUCCAGUGUAAACCGGCCGAGGAAGCGAAAGAAGCAUUUAACGAGCCACCGUCAAUCGAAGCACCGACCAUUGUGGAAAGUACCAGAGAACCGGAGCAUUGCGCUCGCUCUCCUAGCUCGUCGAACAUUUCGAACGGUUCCUUUGAAAUAAUUGCUCCAUCGCGACCGGUCGGAAAGCACGAGUUUUCGGCCCUCGAACAAGGCCACUGCUACAACGUGACCAUCGCGAACUAUUAUGCACCGGACAAUUUUUAUCUCUACCGUUACGAUCAUUUCUCCGACGUUCUUCAGGCGAUCGACAGCUUCACGGCAAACCGAAACAAUCUAACGCCACUGAGGGACCCUGCCGUCGGAGACUAUUGUCUUGUGUACGUUGACGAUUCGCAUGAUUUUAAGCGCGCACAAGUUACCAGCGUGUCGGAAGAGAGAAUGUAUUUGCUUGAUUUCGGUUGUGAGCUACCGUGGAACAAGGAGGGCCUAUUCGAGCUGCCGGCCCCUCUUUUACAGUGUGCACCAUUCUGUGCCAUUAAGGCAAAGAUGGCCCAUCUUCACCCGAAGCAGAGUAAGUGCUGGACGGAAGAAACAAGCCUAGCCGUGUAUGACGAAGUACUGGACAAGUACAGUUCUGCCGGGUCAUUGCAUGCCAUCGUUGUGAGACCGAUAGAAGACCUAAAAUUGGACGCAACAAGCAUACCAGGGCAGCACUGCUACGAAGUGCUGCUUACCGAUGACAGCUCGAACGAUCCGUACUUGAUUAUCACUGAAAUUGUUGGCGAGAAAGGUUUGGCCUUUUAUAACGAGGAUAGCAAGGGGUUAGAGGACAGCGCCAUACCCGAUGGCGCAAAUGAUGAUGAUGAUGAUUCACCCUUGAUGCAGUGUAACUUCACGCAGGAAGAAACAACCUUUUGCAACCGACUGCUGGAGCAAAAAAAAGGUCUAAAGAAAUCACGAUCGAGCGCCGAACCUCGGAUUAUCCUUCCCCGACUCCAGUGUGACUACCGGUAUCCGCAAACGGUGUGGAAGCAGGACGACCACUUCGUCACCCUGCGAGUGUCCGCACCGGACGUUUCACGGUACGAUCUGGACGUUGACGUGGAUUCGCUUUUGCUGCAAUUCAUGUUGAACGACGGUGAUCGCUACCUGGUGUCGGUUAACCUGUUCCAACCGGUCGAUCCACAGCGAACGCAUCAUGAAAUCCGGGGACUUACGAUUGUGGUGCGGCUGGCGAAGCUCAUCCCCGGUAUGCGCUGGCACAAGCUGCUCAACCACUCAGCAAAGUUGCCGUGGCUUCGCAGUGCCCUGGAAGACCGUGAAGGCACCGAGUCCGCUAGCGGAGCAGAGGAAGCACGGAACCGUUGGAACAAUUUGCUUCCGGUAGAGCUCGAUAGUGCGGCGGAUCCGGAUAGCUGCUCGGAAGAAAUCGAUAGUAACGGAGAGGAGUUUGACAAUGUGACAGGCGAGAUGAGAUGAGAUGUUUUUUUAACGUUAACUAUGACGCGAAACCAACCAAGUUUGAGCUUUUAUUCCAUCGACCAGAAACAAUCUUCGCACGAACUUAGCGAGGAUGUACCAUGAACUUAACCUUGACCUUAACAAAUGUAAUCCAGACAAAAGCACGUUUACAAAACAGCACAUACAGAAAAUAGGUACUUUUUAUUUUCAAAAA